Molecule: messenger RNA, 582 nt
Organism: Closterium sp. Yama58-4
Lineage: Eukaryota; Viridiplantae; Streptophyta; Zygnematophyceae; Desmidiales; Closteriaceae
Source: the annotation of a GenBank genome assembly
AUGCUGCCGGUUUCUCGUUAUGCGCUAGAGGGCUUGAGCGAAUGCGUUGCAUGCCAACCGGCGUAUGGGUAUGAUCCCCCUCCGUUUUACAACGAUGUUGGUCUCUCUCUCUCUCUCUCUCUCUCUCUCUCUCUCUCUCUCUCUCUCGCUCUCUCUCUCUCUCGCUCUCUCUCUCUCUCUCUCUCUCUCUCUCUCUCUCUCUCUCUCUCUCUCUCUCUCUCUCUCUCUCUCUCUCUCUCUCUCUCUCUCUCUCUCUCUCUCUCUCUCUCUCUCUCUCUCUCUCUCUCUCUCUCUCUCUCUCUCUCUCUCUCUCUCUCUCUCUCUCUCUCUCUCUCUCUCUCUCUCUCUCUCUCUCUCUCUCUCUCUCUCUCUCUCUCUCUCUCUCUCUCUCUCUCUCUCCCUCUCUCUCUCUCUCCCUCUCUCGCCAUGUUCAUAUUGUUAUUUAGGGAUAUGCAGACCUCCCUUGCUUGGGCCCGUUCCCUUCCGCACGUCCCCUCUCUUAGGCUCCCCCACUUUCCCCUUCUUUAUUUGUUCUUAUACGCUCCAUUCUUCGCCGUGCCCUUUAGGGCCUACUUUCAAUGA